This is a messenger RNA of Engraulis encrasicolus (European anchovy), 1471 nucleotides long. RefSeq names its product NSE1 homolog, SMC5-SMC6 complex component (gene nsmce1). The record is from RefSeq and is a predicted model, not a curated record. The transcript has 8 exons. NCBI's taxonomy places the organism in Eukaryota, Metazoa, Chordata, Actinopteri, Clupeiformes, Engraulidae. Gene Ontology annotation, biological process: double-strand break repair via homologous recombination. Gene Ontology annotation, molecular function: ubiquitin-protein transferase activity. The coding region runs from base 172 to 1023 and encodes 283 amino acids. Gene Ontology annotation, cellular component: nucleus; Smc5-Smc6 complex.
CGGUGUUCUACGUCAGGCGCGCGGGAGAGACAAACAGGAAGAGGGUUGACCACUCUGCUGCUAUUUGUCUGAGGGUUUUGCUUGUUUCUGCUUCGAGGCAGUCAGCUAUUUAUAAACUGGUUUAGGCCGGUGUGGCUACGCAAGACUUUGGGUGGUGGCGGCUGGUCAACCAUGGCGCGGCCGAUGGGAGAUAGCCACCGCAGGUUCCUGCAGACCAUUAUGAGCAACGGCAUCAUCGAUGGCCCCCAGGCCAAGGCACUGCAUAAGCACUGCUGUGAAGUCGCCGGAGCCAACUAUAGCCAGGACAGGUUGGAUGAGUUCAUCGACGUUGUCAACUUGCAUCUGCAGCCCAUGUUCAUGCACAUCAGGAAGGGAAUGUCUGAAGAGGAUGGCCUACAGUACUACGCCUUGGUAAACACAGCCGAGACGGAGGUGACCCGCAUGUCUUCAGAUUACGCCGACAACGAGCUGGAGCUAUUCAGGAAAAUAAUGGAUUUGGUUGCCGAGUCGGAUAAUGGAACGGCCUCCUCCACUGACAUCCUGAACUGCGGUGACGCGCUUCUCUCCAAAAAACUCAAGAAGAAGGAGACGGAGGUCGUCCUGAAUAAGUUUGUGCAAAACAAGUGGUUAACUGAGAAGCAUGGCGAAUACUCCCUGAGCACGCGCUGCAUCAUGGAGAUGGAGACGUACAUGCGCACCGUCUACCAGGACCUCCUCAAGAACUGCCACGUGUGCGACAACGUGGCCUUUCAGUGUCAGAUGUGUGAGAACCCCGAUUGUGGCAUUCGGAUGCACUUGCCGUGUGUAGCACGCUACUUCAGAGGCCGCAGCGACCCGCACUGCCCCGCCUGCAACCAGUUCUGGCCUCACGAGAUCCCUGAGAUCCAAAGGCCUCCUCCGGCCUCUCAGAGCCAGCCGUCGGCAGCCAAGGAGAACACGGCGCCCAGAGGUAGCACCUCCACCCCCACCCCCACCCCCUCUUCCUCCUCCUCCCAGGCACGCAGGUCCAGUCGGCGGUUAUAGCCUCUGCUGUGCUGUGCUGCGCUGCAGUGUGGGGUUUCGUGGUGUGAUGUCUCAUGUCUUGUCUUGUCUCGAUGCCAAAACUAGUCUGAACCACAGUGCUGUGGGUUAUUUGCUGUUUCAUGUUGUGCAUCUGAUGUGGUCAUUAGAUGGCCAAACACUUGUUUGUGCAUAAAGGAGAUAAGGGCUUCAAGGUUUGACGCUGUGCAUGCGUGUGCAGCACGAUACUAGAACAACAACUGGGGCUGAAGUCAUUUGUAGGCCUACUUGCUUUUGGCUUUAAUGUUGGUCUGUUUAAUUGUUUUUAAAAAAAAAGAUAAUUAACUUCCUCUUUUGGAAUUCUGUUGGACACAAAGGCAAGUGCCUGUAUUCUAACAUGCUGUUUUCAUGCUGUUGUUUUUUUAUAAGUAAUAAACUUAAUCCACUCUGCAAUAAAAGUCACACGUUUGUA